GGUAAAUAUUUCCACAGAAUAAUAAGGGAGUGUUAAAAAAAAAGAAGACGGCAGCAGCUUCGCGACCUAUUUAGGGUUUGUCUAUUUCUAUUUAUCCAAAUCGAUCAGAAUAGUCAUCAAUCCUAGGGUUUCAGAAGAAGAAGAAAGAAGAAGAAGAAGAAGAAGAUGCCGAAGAACAAGGGUAAGGGAGGUAAGAAUAGGAAGAGAGGAAAGAACGAGGCCGAUGAUGAGAAGAGAGAGCUAGUUUUCAAGGAAGACGGCCAGGAAUAUGCUCAGGUUCUGAGGAUGCUCGGUAACGGCCGUUGUGAAGCUAUGUGUAUCGACGGCACCAAACGUCUUUGUCAUAUCCGUGGUAAGAUGCACAAGAAGGUCUGGAUCGCCGCCGGUGACAUCAUCCUCGUCGGCCUCCGUGACUACCAGGAUGACAAGGCUGAUGUUAUCCUCAAGUACAUGCCAGAUGAGGCAAGGUUGUUGAAGGCAUAUGGUGAGUUGCCUGAGAGCACUCGGCUCAACGAGGGUAUUGCUGGUGGACUGGACGAGGAGGAUGAUGGUGCUGGAGAUGAUUACAUUGAGUUUGAGGAUGAGGAUAUCGACAAAAUCUAAACUCGUGUCCACUUCAACUUUGUUCUGAGGCCUUUGUUUGCCUUGGAUUAUAAUUAGCUUGGGAUAUUAUUAUUUAGUAGAAACUGCGAGGAGAGGUAUUGAUUGUGUAAUGUUUGAAGUGAUAUAAUGAAAAGGGUGCCUAUGCGAUGUAGCUCAUGUGCCCAAAGAUUCUGCUUUGGCAGCCUGGUUACAAUAAUAGCACUUUAAUUUACAUUCAUCCAUUAUCGUGA
Molecule: messenger RNA, 833 nt
Organism: Coffea eugenioides
Lineage: Eukaryota; Viridiplantae; Streptophyta; Magnoliopsida; Gentianales; Rubiaceae
Product: eukaryotic translation initiation factor 1A
Exons: 2
Coding region: 166-603 (145 amino acids)
Biological process (GO): translational initiation
Cellular component (GO): cytoplasm
Molecular function (GO): RNA binding; translation initiation factor activity
Source: RefSeq, a predicted model, not a curated record